GGGCCGGAUGGAGAAGACCGAUUAUUGGGCCAAAAGGCGCGAGGUGAGUGAACUUUAGAAAUUUGAAUUUCGAAAAUAAAUUGCCGUUGGGAAGUGACAACGGUCAAAAGUCCCUCCCAACGUUUCAUACAUAUUGGACGCUCCGAUCGGACUCUUCUUCAUUUUCUGUUUCUGUGGCUAAAGGGAGAGAGCCUUUGUGAGAAAUUUCACUUUCAAAGAAACUGAGAGAGAGAGAGAGAGAGAGAGAAAUGGAGAAGGGGCCGACCACUGUAUCAGCCAUGGAGGCGUUCGAGAAGCUGGAGAAGGUCGGAGAAGGGACUUAUGGCAAAGUUUACAGGGCAAGGGAGAAGGCCACCGGCAAGAUUGUUGCUCUCAAGAAGACGCGCCUCCACGAGGAUGAGGAAGGUGUUCCUCCCACCACUCUUAGAGAGGUUUCAAUUCUUCGAAUGCUUUCUAGGGAUCCUCAUAUUGUUAGGCUUAUGGACGUCAAACAAGGCCAGAACAAGGAAGGGAAAACAGUUCUUUACUUGGUGUUUGAAUACAUGGAUACUGAUUUGAAAAAAUUCAUUAAGAGUUUCCGUGGUACGGGAGAAUCCAUUCCCGUCAACACUGUCAAGAGUUUGAUGUACCAACUCUGCAAGGGCGUUGCUUUCUGCCAUGGUCAUGGUAUCCUGCACAGGGACCUGAAACCACACAAUCUAUUGAUGGACCGAAAGACCAUGAUGCUCAAAAUUGCAGAUCUUGGGCUCGCUCGAGCAUUUACUGUGCCAAUUAAGAAGUACACUCAUGAGAUUCUAACCCUCUGGUAUAGAGCUCCCGAAGUUCUUUUGGGGACUACUCAUUACUCUACAGCAGUAGAUAUGUGGUCUGUUGGCUGCAUAUUUGCCGAACUUGCCACGAAGCAAGCGCUCUUUCCCGGAGAUUCUGAGUUGCAACAGCUCCUUCAUAUCUUCAGGCUAUUAGGAACCCCAAAUGAAAAAGUUUGGCCAGGUGUGAGCAAACUAAUGAACUGGCAUGAGUACCCCCAGUGGAGCCCCCAAAGCCUCUCAACUGCUGUCCCCAACUUGGAUGAUAAAGGGCUAGAUCUGCUUUCAAAAAUGCUCAAGUAUGAACCCUCAAUGCGUAUUUCAGCAAAGAAAGCAAUGGAACAUCCUUACUUUGAUGAUUUGAACAAGGCAUAUCUCUGAUGCUGUGAUAUGAAGAUUUGGGUAACUUUUUCCGGAGAAAAAUGGUUGCUUUUCUCAAGCAUAACCCUAGAGUAUAUUUGGGGAAUGGAUGACUAUCUAUUUUGUUAUAACCAAAAUGAUGAAACCACGUUAAUCAGUAUUUUCUGUGAAGAAAUGACUAGCUUUCGGAAAUUUCAUGUGUUGCUAUAGAAAUUUGGCAUAUUUGUCUCGCUUCUCAUAAAAUCCUAUAGUUUUUAGUGACAAAAUUACUAAUCUACCAGGCUUGAUUGAA
Molecule: messenger RNA, 1458 nt
Organism: Momordica charantia (bitter melon)
Lineage: Eukaryota; Viridiplantae; Streptophyta; Magnoliopsida; Cucurbitales; Cucurbitaceae
Product: cyclin-dependent kinase B2-2
Biological process (GO): signal transduction; regulation of gene expression; G1/S transition of mitotic cell cycle
Cellular component (GO): cytoplasm; nucleus; cyclin-dependent protein kinase holoenzyme complex
Molecular function (GO): cyclin-dependent protein serine/threonine kinase activity; cyclin binding; ATP binding
Source: RefSeq, a predicted model, not a curated record